AUGGACUCAUUCGAAGCCACCAGCCAGUUUUCCCAGGUGUUGAGGACACUCACGCUGUCGGUUCAGAGUCUUACUCGAGCAGCACACUUUGCCUUAAAAAACAGUGAUUCGGAAGAUUAUUUAUUUCGUGCAAUAUUAGAUGUUAUCGACUCUCCAGAUGUCGACUUGAACUGCAAAUGUUCAGUUUUCCAGCUAGUUGAUGUGUUGUUGCACGAGUCAUACUUUUAUUCGCAGCUGCCGAAGUCCAGUUAUAACUAUCCUUACGUUCACAGUCUCAAAAACGCCGUUCCUUCUUUGAUCCUCAAGGUGCUUCCUGGCUCCAAUAAUCAGAAUCUUUAUAAUGUGUUCACCAGCUUGAAAAAUAUCCUGAAAACCCUCAAAUUGGUUUAUGAGGACUACGAGAAACAGUACAUGUCGGGAAAGGACCUUUUGACCGAAGAAGAUAUGCAGAAUAUUGAACAAGAUGUUCCAUUCAACGAGGACAAUUUUGUGGUUGACGAGUCCGCCGUGGACCCCAUAAUAAAGGCUUGGACUUUGCUCGUUAUGAAGAAAAAACAAGGUCAUUAUGAACGUCUCCGCCUUCUUAAACAUAAACUACACUCAAAUGAUAACGAAAACGACGAGGUGAUGUUUGGUGUUCGAGGACCGCAAAAUGACGACAAGCAAUUACUCACGAAAAAGCAGAUUCUCAUGCGAAUGGAGGACGACCGAGAAUCCCACAAACGGUCCAAAGAGAGCCUUUGGCUUGUCAAUCGUCCUCGAGACACCAAUGUAAUUACUGAAGACGAAUUUUUCACCCAAUACUGGACCAAGAUCAAACCUUUCGACGACGGUGAAAAGGCAUCUUUUCUCCAAAACUUGGACGACCUCAACAAAAUGGUGGCUGCAAGCUACAAAGACAAGCAGUUCUGA
Meyerozyma guilliermondii ATCC 6260 is the source of this 912-nucleotide messenger RNA. RefSeq lists its product as uncharacterized. The transcript has a single exon. Bases 1 to 912 code for a protein of 303 amino acids. Gene Ontology annotation, biological process: positive regulation of transcription by RNA polymerase I; positive regulation of DNA-templated transcription, elongation. NCBI's taxonomy places the organism in Eukaryota, Fungi, Ascomycota, Pichiomycetes, Serinales, Debaryomycetaceae. Gene Ontology annotation, cellular component: CTDK-1 complex. The record is from RefSeq and is a predicted model, not a curated record.